Pristis pectinata (smalltooth sawfish) is the source of this 2124-nucleotide messenger RNA. RefSeq names its product beta-galactoside alpha-2,6-sialyltransferase 2-like. Bases 456 to 2021 code for a protein of 521 amino acids. Lineage: Eukaryota; Metazoa; Chordata; Chondrichthyes; Rhinopristiformes; Pristidae. Gene Ontology annotation, molecular function: sialyltransferase activity. The transcript is spliced from 7 exons. The record is from RefSeq and is a predicted model, not a curated record.
CAAGUGUGAAGAGAACAAAGAAAUGACAAGCAAAACAGUAAACUGUGCUGGUAGCAUUCCAAGAGGCAUACUUUCCCUGCUUGUCUGGCUUACGCUUGCUGGAAAAUUUCAAAGCAGAUUUGAUCUCUGAAACACCAGGAAGGUGGUGUUAGCCAUUUGCAGCUUUCGCUUUACUCCAACUUUCCCCAGCAAUGCUUUGCAGCUCUUUCAGAGGUAGUGCUGCUAUGGAGCCUGACUGGGAGGAGGUUGUACCCUCUCGCUUCUUCUGGACUCUUCAUUGUUCCUGAAAUGUGGGAGAUGAAGUCGCACCCUCCUCCACCACGGACUGCAGAGUCACUUUUCAUCCUCAGAAACUGAAGGACUGCAUCUCCUGAAGAGCCUUGAGUGGUUUAAGAUCUGGCUUUUUCACACUCCAGCUGUGCUGAAUCCAAGAGGAGUUUGGUGCAGUUUGGACAAUGAAAGCCAAGGCCAAGCAAUGGAAGCACCUAGUGCUGAUUGGGAUACUGGCAUGGGCACUCGUCGUCUUGCUGCUGUUUACAUAUUUCACAGACUUCAAAACAGAUGAGCGUCCAGCCAGCUCUUUCACAAACACUGAGACAAGAAGGCUCUUCCCCGUACAGGGUAAACUGAGAGCCAUUAUGGGGGCCUUCCCAAAUCCAAAGGUCUCAGCAAAUCACAGAAAAAAUAGUCUUUUCUUUGAGGAUGAUGAAGAUUCUGUGCGUUCAUUGCGUUUAGAUUAUUUCAAUGAUCCCAGUCUAAAAUGGACCCAAGAGGAGGACAGUGACGAACUUCAAGACGGGAAAAGUGUGAAGCAAAGGCAGACCAGUGGACAGCUGCAAACUCAAAACCGGGUGAUGGAUAAGAUUGUUAAAGUUAUCACAAAAGAUGGCAAUGCUUAUGAAGAAGUAAUUAUUCAAGAUGCAAAGUCUAGGCUUCAGGAAACAGUUAUUCAGAAUAAAGAACGAUCAAGUUACCCUCUCGACCCAUUACUUGAAAAUCUAGAUUCCUUUGACCUUGAGGACUUGGAGUUUUCAAAAUCCAGUUCAAUUCUUGUCAGACUGUGGAGAGGAAAUAUUUCAUCUGAGAUGCUGAAUCCUCGGUUACAAAAAGCUAUGAGGGAGUAUAUGAACGAAAACAGACAUGGUGUCCACUAUCAAAAGAAAAGGGAGGCUGAAAAGAUGAUUGGAGAAGAUCUCCUUUGUGAACUGAAAAACAAAGUCAAACUAAGAACCCUUGAUGGGAAGGAGGCUCCGUUUUCUACAUCUGGUUGGAGAAAGCACAUUCCUAAAAUUCCUCUGAGCAAGAUCAGGAUUAACCCACAGGCCUUCAGGAAUUGUGCUGUUGUUGCAUCUGCGGGUGCAAUAUUGAAUUCCUCCCUUGGAGAAGAAAUAGAUUCCCACGAUGCGGUUCUAAGAUUUAAUGCGGCCCCUACACAAGGUUAUGAGAAGGAUGUUGGAAGCAAAACCACUAUCCGUGUUAUUAACUCACAGAUACUUGUUAACCCAGAACACAAGUUUAAUAAUAGCACUCUAUUCAAGAAUGUGGUUUUGGUGGCCUGGGAUCCUGCACCUUACUCAGUAAACUUGCUUAAGUGGUACAAGAAACCAGAUUACAACCUAUUUACACCCUAUUUGCGAUAUAGAAGAAAGAACCCUGACCAGCCCUUCUACAUUCUUCAUCCAAAAUUUGUCUGGCAGCUUUGGGAUAUAAUCCAGGAAAAUACUCAGGAAAAGAUACAGCCAAACCCCCCCUCAUCUGGCUUCAUUGGAAUUCUCAUUAUGAUGUCUUUGUGUGAUAAUGUCAACAUCUAUGAAUAUAUCCCUUCUGUCAGACAGACUGAUCUCUGUCACUACCAUGAGCGAUAUUAUGAUGCAGCAUGUACCUUGGGUGCCUACCACCCAUUGCUGUACGAGAAACUUUUAGUACAACGGAUGAACAAGGGGAUGGAAGCAGAUUUAUAUACAAAAGGCAAGGUCAUUCUGCCUGGUUUUAGUACCAUGAAGUGUUCUAGUAAACAAUGAAUCUUGUGCUACAGGAAGAUUACUGGUUUUAUAACAUGAUAUAUACACUGAAGCUUAAAUAAGAUACUUGAAAUGAGUAGUUAGGACCAAUUGUUUGGGCAGA